Molecule: messenger RNA, 1094 nt
Organism: Melospiza georgiana
Lineage: Eukaryota; Metazoa; Chordata; Aves; Passeriformes; Passerellidae
Gene: SUMF2
Product: sulfatase modifying factor 2
Exons: 7
Coding region: 114-980 (288 amino acids)
Cellular component (GO): endoplasmic reticulum
Source: RefSeq, a predicted model, not a curated record
ACACCCCUAAAAUCCUCCCAUGGCACCCCCGAAAUCCCCCCUGGCAGCGCCUCCCGGAGCCCCUGCUGCUGCCCCAGGCUGGGAUCGCUCCCCUCCCGACAAUGGGAUUUUAAAUGCGGACAUCGAUCGCUGGCACCCCUUCCAGCACACGCAGGGACAUCCCGUCAGUAUCUGCGCCUGGCCAGCGUUUUAAAAUGAAGUUUGUGCUGAAUUUGUGCCUUUCCAGCGCUCGCAGAGGAUGGGAGCAUGGUGCAGCUGCCCGGGGGCACCUUCCAGAUGGGGUCCCUGCAGAGGAGCGGCGAGGAGGAGCCCGCCAGGGAGGUGACAGUGAAGCCCUUUGCUCUGGACAAACACCCGGUGACAAACAGGGACUUCAGUCAGCCCCGUGGUGGCUGCCCAUCGAGAAGGCUUUUUGGAGACAGCCCUCAGGCCCUGGCUCCAGCAUCAAGGACAGGCUGGAUUACCCCGUGCUGCACGUGAGCUGGAACGAUGCUCAGGCCUUCUGUGCCUGGCAGGGGAAGCGGCUCCCGUCGGAGGAGGAGUGGGAGUUUGCUGCCAGGGGAGGACUGCAGCAAAGGAUGUACCCCUGGGGAAACAAGUUCCAGGCAAACCGUACAAACCUGUGGCAGGGUGAUUUCCCUCGGGAGGACACGGCUGAGGACGGCUACCACGGCGUCUCCCCGGUGACAGCCUUCCCUGCCCAGAACAGCUACGGGCUCUAUGACCUGCUGGGAAACACCUGGGAAUGGACAGCAUCAGAAUUCCCAGCUCCAGGAAGGGCACCCAGGGCUCAGAAGAUGCAGGUGCUGAGAGGGGCCUCGUGGAUUGACACUGCAGAUGGCUCUGCCAACCACAGAGCUCGUGUUACCACCAGGAUGGGGAACACACCAGACUCUGCCUCUGACAACCUCAGCUUCCGCUGUGCUGCCGACAUCCCUCCUGUGCCAGCCUGGAAAAGCCAGAGCAAAGCUGAGCUCUGAGGGCUCCCUGGGAACACCUGAGGCAUUUUCUCCUGUGGAGAUGAACAGUAACCCCCAGCUGUCACUUCCAUUAAACCCCAAUUGUUUCUAAAAUUAAAAAUAAUUUCAACCUUU